AUGUCCACACCUCUCCUCAUCUUUCCUCUUAUUACACUACUAACCUCAACAUAUUCUGUGCCUGUCCUUUGGCUACUUGCAGACUGCAGCUGCAAGUGGUUAAAGAUUUAUUUUUUGGCUGUCCAUAUCCCUAGGGACUGGCACCUUUACUUUUGGAAUCUGGAGGCUUGGUUUAGGUUAUCCAUGUCCCCAGGGACUGGUGCCUUUACCUUUAGAAUCUGGGAGCUUAGUUUAGGCAUCCAUAUCUCUAGGGACUGGCGCCUUCACCUUUGGCUUACUUUAGGCAUCCAUGUCCCCAGGGACUGGUACCUUUACCUUUGA
Suillus plorans is the source of this 321-nucleotide messenger RNA. RefSeq lists its product as uncharacterized. NCBI's taxonomy places the organism in Eukaryota, Fungi, Basidiomycota, Agaricomycetes, Boletales, Suillaceae. Bases 1 to 321 code for a protein of 106 amino acids. The record is from RefSeq and is a predicted model, not a curated record. The transcript has 2 exons.